AUGGGUGAGCCGCGUUCAUCUGUGAGAGGUGACGAUGAGUACGAAAGAUGCAAGUUGAACGAGUUGUAUGACAUUUUCACGAAUGUUGUGCCAAUCUCUAGUGAUGUCGAAACUCAUAGCAGAGAUGCUUCAGUGGCGAACAGUUCCCAGUAUGAAGUCGAGUGCAUUCUGGAUACGAAUGGAGAAACUCUUCACAAAGAAAAUUACACGUGUGUGAAUGGCCAAUGGAAGCCCAGAUUUGUGAGGUUACCUUUCUGUCGCCACUCAGAAUUCUACAUGCCUGUAUACAUUCCAUUUGAUUAUUAUUAG
This is a messenger RNA of Cooperia oncophora, 309 nucleotides long. NCBI's taxonomy places the organism in Eukaryota, Metazoa, Nematoda, Chromadorea, Rhabditida, Trichostrongylidae. The record is from the annotation of a GenBank genome assembly.